CUUCUUAAAUUGCGACUGAUCUGUUAACUAAAUUGUUACAUUGAAGCUGCAAUCGCCUAACAUCAGUAGCGUAGACAUUUUCACUUUCUAGAGUGAAGACGAUCUCUUGGCAACUGCCUGGCAAUUUCCCAUUAAAACUUCUCUCGUCCUCUCCCUGACAAGAUAGUAUAAGUUACCACUUACUACACCAUCCCCUUCUUGUCUUCCUGACACUUUUUAUCCCUCUCUUUGAAGAAAAGCAACCGAAGACCUCCAAUCAUGUUUUCUCUUUCAUUCAAUUCUGCAGUGUCAGGGGUGAUGGAACCCCAACGUUCUAGCAAAGCUGGUGCUGAAAGCUUAAAUGUCUUGCAAAAACUUCAAGAAAUUUUCCAUCACAAGGAAAUAAAAAUUGCUUUGCUUAAGUUAGGCAUUUACUCCUCAGAACAAAAUCUUUCAGUUGUCAAUCCAAAGAGUAACGCAAGCAGCAGCAAGCUUAAACGUAUUGAUGAACUGGAAAUAGUGGAUGAAAUUCCAGAGGAUUUCACCCCUCCUGAUGGAAUGAAAGAAGAGGAUCAAAGAGAAAUGCACAGGGCGAUGAAUGGUAGAAAACUAUUAACAGAUUCAAGGGCCUCAAAUUCAACUGAGGUAGUGAAAUUGCCACUAGCAAAUUCUUCAAGUGGCAAGAAGGGUUAUGUUAAUUCUCGUAAUGGCAAACAAGUUAUGCAGAGUAGUGAAAUUGAACAGUUGAGCGAGCGACUGAAGUUUCUUGAAGAAGAAAGCAAAUUAAUGAAGCAAGAGUUUCUGGAGCAAGUGGAAGAAAGGAAACAACUGGUGAAUGAAAUAUAUCAGCACUUUCGGGCUAUUUACCAUUGCCUUCAACUUGAAGAUCCAGAAUCUGGAGAGAGAUGUUUUGAUGAAACUUAUAUUUUGUACCCUCGUGAGGAAGGAGGGCUGGGAACCGGUCUGUCAGAAGUUCUACGCCAAGAUUCAAGCUCUUACGUUAUCACCGGGGACGACCAGAGGACCAAUAUCAUGGCACUAAAGGAAGCUCCUGAAGAAUAAACAUGGUCUCAUUUGGUGCUGAAAAUUCAGAAACUCUACCGGGAAGAUUUAUCAGGAAUUGCAACAAGGUUUGCAGCUUUGCCCUGGAGGCUAGGAUGCCAAAGUGUCCUAACUACUCUGAAGGAUUCCCUUUGUUGCCUUAGAGUUUCUUCAGUAGAACUUGCUUUUGUUGCCUGCUGCUCUUAUGAUUACUGUUACUAGUAGAAAUUAGGCGUCCAGAACUGAACAUCAGCAUGAAAGAAAUAAGAGAACAACGAACGACUCGAUGACGGAGAGGAUGAUGGUGCAGCAACGGCGGCUGCAGAUGUAGAAGGAGGGUGCAACAACGGCGAGCUCAAAUUAUUUCCUUUCUUUUAAUUUUUGUUCUUUUUACUUAAUAAAAUAUUGCAUUUAAAAAAUUAAAUAAAUUAUUAAUAGAACA
This is a messenger RNA of Ricinus communis (castor bean), 1462 nucleotides long. RefSeq lists its product as uncharacterized. The transcript has 5 exons. Bases 259 to 1041 code for a protein of 260 amino acids. NCBI's taxonomy places the organism in Eukaryota, Viridiplantae, Streptophyta, Magnoliopsida, Malpighiales, Euphorbiaceae. The record is from RefSeq and is a predicted model, not a curated record.